Trichomonas vaginalis G3 is the source of this 681-nucleotide messenger RNA. Its product is annotated as protein ubiquitination. Lineage: Eukaryota; Parabasalia; Trichomonadida; Trichomonadidae. The coding region runs from base 1 to 681 and encodes 226 amino acids. The record is from RefSeq and is a predicted model, not a curated record. Gene Ontology annotation, molecular function: protein binding. The transcript has a single exon.
AUGAGUGAAUGUUUGAAACAUCAAGAAACAGAUAAAGAAUGCAUGGAAUAUGCAAUUAUUUCACAUAACAUUGAUUUUAUAACAUUCUUAAUGAAUGAGUACGGUAUAAGUAUCGACUUAUAUGCUUGCGCAAAUUAUAAUAAUCUUGAUUCAUUUUUAGUUUUUUACGAUCAAUCGAAUAAUUUAAUCAGCUGCUUGAUUUCUUCACCGAUGUUUAAUAUUACAUCCCUUGAUAAAUAUUUCCUUUCAUUAGGUGUAUAUGUCAAUAAAAAGCUUUUAGAUGGAAAAACUGCUCUUCAUAUUGCAGCACUUUAUAAUAAUAAAGAAACAGCCGAACUUCUUAUUUCACAUAGUAUAUAUAUCAACGAAAAAGAUAAAGAUAGAGAAACCGCUCUUCAUAAUAAAGCAGCAAUUUCUAAUAGUAAAGAAACAGCUGAACUUCUUAUUUCAAAUGGUGCAAAUAUCUAUGAAAAAGAUAAAAGAGGAAGAACAGCUCUUCAUAUUGCAGUAGAAAAUAAUAGGAAAGAAACAGUCAAACUUCUUCUUUCGCAUGGUGCAAAUAUCAAUACAAAAGAUAAAGUUGGGAAAACCGCUCUUCAUUAUGCAACAUGGAAUAAUUAUAAAGAAAUAGCCGAACUUCUUAUUUUACAUGGUGCAAAAAAUAAAUGUUUUAACAUAUAA